This is a messenger RNA of Miscanthus lutarioriparius, 900 nucleotides long. NCBI's taxonomy places the organism in Eukaryota, Viridiplantae, Streptophyta, Magnoliopsida, Poales, Poaceae. The record is from the annotation of a GenBank genome assembly.
AUGGCGAUGGAGGAGGGUGCCCUGGCGAAGGUGAAGCUGGUAGCGGCGGUGGUAGUGCUGGAGAUGCUCAUAGCGGGCUUCCACGUCGUGUCGAGGGCGGCGCUCGACAUGGGCGUCAGCAAGAUGGCGUUCCUCGUCUACAGAAAUGGCUCGGCCCUGCUUGUGAUUGCUCCUGUUGCCUACUUCCUCGAGAAGAAAGAUAGGCCACCCCUCACGUUACGUUUGAUGAUUGACUUCUUCAUGUUGGCUGCAGUUGGGGUUACAUUCACACAGGGGCUAUAUAUUCUUGGUUUGUACUACUUGUCACCAACUUAUGUCUCCGUCAUCCAAAACUCUGUCCCUGCAAUCACAUUUGUGAUGGCUGCUGUUUUGAGGGAUGCCAUUAACGACAACACAUUCAGAGGGUACCCACAAACUGAAAGACGUUAUAGUUAUCCUGAGUCCAAGAUUUACCUGGAUCGCAGGAUGUCUCAUCAUGUUUGUGAAUUGUCUUUGUUUGUCUGGAUGGAUGGUUCUGCAGCACCAUUUUUUGAGAGCAACAUUGAAAGGUGGAAGAUCCACUCUGGAGGCGAGCUUCUCACCAUCUUAUAUGCUGGUGUUGUGGUACUCGGUAUUGCCUGGUAUAUUAUGAUUUGGUGCAUAAAUAAGGGAGGGCCUCAUUUCGUUUCUGUCUUCCAACCGUUGCAAACUGUCAUGGUUGCCAUCAUGGCUUCCAUUUUCCUUGGUGACAGACUCUACAUUGGAGGAGUUAUAGGUGCGGUGGUCAUAGUUGCGGGCCUCUAUUGUGUAUUGUGGGCAAAAAGCAAGGAGACCAAAAGCAACGGUGACCUGCUUUCUGAAAGAAGCUUGGCACAGAAUCUCCUUCAUGAAGAAAGUUACAUUAUGAUCGAAGAUCUAUAA